CAGAGGAUAAACCCCAUCAAAACAAUAGUCGAGAAAAAUAUCUGUUAUGGACGCGGAAAUAAGAGGUGUUUAGAUACUUCUCGCAUUUCAUCAAAGCGCGAUGUCUAAAUUGCAGGUUUUAAGCGUUUAUCUGACAGAGAGAUUAACUUUAGCGGCCCAGGAGAUAUUUAAAGCGGUCGAAGAUGCAUUUUCGGAGUAUAAUGAGGAGAUAUGUCGCUCCAGACAGGAGAUUGAGCUUCUCAAGAGGAGACUGCUGCAGGCAGGGGUUCAAAUGGACUCAGAAACACAGCCUUCCUUCUCGGAGACUCCAGGACCGAAAUGCAUCCAGGCUUUCUCAGAGGAAUGGAGAUCUGAUUCUGAACAUGACUUGAAGGAUUCAGAGAUGCAUAUGAAGCUAGAAGUUUAUACACAACAUGAAGAGAAUGAAGUUCAAAUGCCUGUUUGCAAUGAAUCGGGAUCUUCUUUUUCACCAUGUGUGGACAUUUACCAUAAUAAGACGCACAGCAAAGACACUGAAACACAAAUAAUGGAUGACGGCGAGAAUCAUAAUUUCACAUUUAUUAACCAAGCAGCUCAUAUUAAGAAUGAACCAGAGAUUAAUACUGAAAUGGGUACAACAUGCCAAGCAUAUCAGCAAAUUGCAAGAGAAGACUUGAAUGAUUCAAGGACCAGUGAUGAUUCAUAUGACACCAACAAAAUCAAAGUUAGCCAUAUUGGCUCCCCCAGACAUAAGAUGCAAACAUUUAAUAUGCCACACAGAAAUCAAGAGAUUUCGACACCAGAUAGAAUGGACCUGGCCCAGAUAAGAGAGAGAAUGUCUUUGAGAAUCCGGCUCUGUAACUCUGAGCGUAAAAGUAGGAAAAGUCAAUCAUCUGUCUGUCAGGAUGGAGUGUCAAAAUCUGACAAGCGGAAAGCCAGCAGUGCAAGACGCAGUCAGACCUGGAGGGACCGUUUGAAAGAAGACCCUGUAAAAUUUGCUGAGUUCAAAGCUUCGGAAGCUGCGAGAGCAAGAGAGUAUAGAAGAAAGAUGACUGCUGCUGCUGUAGAAAUUGCGAAGGAAAAAAAUCGUGAGCGACAGAGAAGAUGCAGGUUGCAAAGGAAGUUACAACAGUUUAAAGCUGACCAAGGGCCUCUGCCACUUUAUAAAAGAACAUUCUUCCCAAAUAAAAGAGAAGAUGAAGAAUGGAGAUUUUGAUAGGAGAAAGAAAAUAAAAAGAGAGAAAGGAUUGAAGAACAGAAGAGACGACAAUUCAUUUUGUACAGCUGGAUCGGUGUCCACAAUUAUUAAAGAGUUUCAUAAAAACAUGGAUAUUACUUGCUUUGAUGUUGUAAACAGUAACCCUAAUCAAAACCUUAUAAUCAAAACACUAAGGUACCACAGGAACUUCUUUACAUGAGGACUGUAAAGAAUCAAACAUUCUUCAUGGAGAUCUCUACAUAGAAGACUUAAUAGUUUGGCAAAAAACAAAAAAAAAAAUAGUUUUUUCAUUUCCUUUUUAUCUCAUGGCUUCAACCUAAAUGUAUUUUUCUUCAAUGGUGGACAAAUGUAUAUCCGUGUCUCUAUGAAUUUUUUACUGAAAUUUUACUGAGAGCCUGAACUGAAUUAUCACUGCUACUAUUGAUGAGAACUGUAUAAAUCUCAAGCAUGUUGAGAAAUGUUUAAAAUGUGUUCUAUGGCAACAGUAGGAAAAGAAUACGAAAUGGUGUUAUUUCAGAGCCAGAUUUUACUGUAUAUCAAUAUUGAAGAAAAGGUUCAAAGUGGUAGUAGAUUUGUUUGACAAAUAUAAAGCUUUCUUGUAAAAGCUGUCACCAUCAAUAGUAAACUAAAGACUAAAAGGUUAAAAUGGGUGGCACAUUAAAGAUGAUAGUGGACUAGUUAUCUGAUCAAAUAAACUUUGCUAAUCAUCUUUUUAUAGCCCACAGGCAGUGCAGCCAGUUGUCCAUUGUAUAAAAAAUUCAUUAUGAUUUUCCCAAAAUGUAUGUAUAUUUUUGCAAAUAUCUCUAUGAGCUUUGGUAUUUGUCCUUGUUUAAGAUGCCAGUGCUGUUCACCACUUUGAAACUUUUUGUUCUGUUUAUGAAGCUCCUAAAAUAAAUGAUAGGUCUGAAGUUAGAGCAUGUUGAAUUCACAGAUGGCUGGUACAAAGUCAAAGGUGCCAUUUAAUGACUUUAGCAACUUUAAGCCUUCAUGGGGUUUGUCUGUUAAGAUGUUACUUUGAAUUUCACCACAGCAAGGAGUGUGUUAAUGGUGUCUUCAGGGUCAAAAUAUCAUCAGUUCAGCGUGUUUUCCUGUCAAGUAGAAUCACUAUUAACAAAGUUGAGAUGUUAUUUUUGCAGUCUAAAUGUAAUAAAAGAUAUGUUUGAUGGACAACUGCAUACAUUUUAUGUGGUUAAUGAGGUGAAAUUCUAUACAAUGUUUUAUAAGACAAGUUUUCCAAUGCUGGAUGAUAGACACCAGUGUUUUACCUGGCAACAACGUAUCUUUAACAUGCGCUAAAAUACUUGAGUCAUACCACCUUGUGAUUGAGGGCACUCUUCAGGAUAAUUCAUGAUGAAGAUGUACUACUUUUAUAGAACAAAUCUCUGGAUGAAAUUUAUUGAUCCAGGUAAGAGCUUUAUUAUUUAAUGAUUGAGAUUUGUGUGUAUUUUACUACAUCAGAUUAAAUUCCUCAUUGAAACUGAAACCAAGUAUGUAAAUGCAAUUUUCACCUAUUUUGAAUGCAAGUUUGCAAUGCAAUUUUAAAGUCAAACUUUUUUGAAACCAAGCCCUUUUCUCCCAAGACCACAACUGAUCUAAAAUGAAAUGCUUUUCAGAAAUCCCAACUGAUGUCUUGAUGAAUAAUUUGUUUUAUGAAAACAAGGGACAUAAAGCAAGUAAUUUAAGGGCUAUUGAAGUGCAGGUGGGUAAAAUAAUCCGUUCUUGUUUUUUUUUUUUGUUUUUUUUUUAGGUUUGAGCAUAUUUUUUAUUUAAUAGUCUUGUCUUUAAAUAUUGGGGUCUUCCUUUGAGAACAUUGGCAUCUUGACAUUUUACAUGGUGUUUAGGGAUCACUUUUAAAUUUGCAGUUUUGUCUUAAGAAAACACUAGAAUGGCAACUUGCAUUUAUAGUGAGUGUCUCUAUUUUUAAAAUCAUAGCACAUAGUAAAGCAUUAUCUAUUGUGUAAUUUCAGGAUUUGCAGAUAUGCGUUUUCAGGGAAUACAUGAGUAUGAAUAAACAUUUCUGGAGAAGCAACAAGUUGGCAGUUUGUUUUCUGGCCCAAGACUCCUGUUCCAGUACAUAUAUUUCAUUGACUUGUAAACUUCAUUGGACGCUGUGCAUUCUCAAUUCAAGAGUGAACUGCUCAUGAGUGACAUUUCACAAAUAAACAAUACAUCUGUUUGAUUACCGUAUUGUCGGAUGUUUACAAGUUUCAGGCAAAUUCCAAAUUUGAUAUAAAAUGUUGAAUUUUCCAAUAAAGUCAUACUUUUUUUUAAAU
This is a messenger RNA of Danio rerio (zebrafish), 3471 nucleotides long. Lineage: Eukaryota; Metazoa; Chordata; Actinopteri; Cypriniformes; Danionidae. The record is from RefSeq and is a predicted model, not a curated record.